Messenger RNA from Arachis duranensis, 637 nucleotides. RefSeq names its product dirigent protein 4-like. NCBI's taxonomy places the organism in Eukaryota, Viridiplantae, Streptophyta, Magnoliopsida, Fabales, Fabaceae. The coding region runs from base 1 to 567 and encodes 188 amino acids. The transcript has a single exon. The record is from RefSeq and is a predicted model, not a curated record.
AUGGAGAAGAAAACAAUCCUCCUAGUUUUGGCUUUGUUAUUUUGCUGCAUGAGUAUCCAAGUUCAUUCGAAAUAUCACUCGGAGAACAAGAACGGUUUCCAUUACAAGGAGAAAGUGACCAAUCUCCAUUUCUACCUCUUUGACUUCCUCACUGGGAAAAACCCCUCCGCCGUGGAGAUCGCGCGACCCAACCGUCCCGUGGGGGCAAAAGCUUCCACUCCAUUCGGCCAUAUUUAUGCCAUUGAUGAUCCACUGAGAGAAGGGCCUGAUGAAAACUCAACCGUCAUUGGCAAUGCGCGGGGUUUUUACUUGUCAACAAGCCAAAGUGAGGAUCUAACCCUUCUUAUGAAUGUGGAUUUUGGGUUCACCAAAGGAGAGUUCAACGGGAGCUCCAUCAGCGUGGUUUCGAGGAAUCCGGUGACGGAGCCGCAUAGGGAACUGGCUGUUGUCGGAGGGAGAGGCAAGUUCAGGCUCGCUAGAGGCUUCGCUGAGCUUACAACUUAUUAUCUCAAUACAACAAAUGGUGAUGCUAUUAUUGAGUAUAACGUUACUGUUUUACAUUAUUGAUAAGGUGUAAUAUUAUCCUAAGAUCAAAUAUGACGGAAUGAUUAUCAUUAUAUUAUUUUCUCCAUUUUAA